AUGAACCUGAAAGACAACAACUUGGCCAUUGGGGAUCUCAAGGCUCUUGAAUACUUUCAAUUUGCUGUAUGGCCUCUUUUCACCACCGCGGCUCAUCCUUGCCCACCACCCAUACCUCUAGCCAUGGAAUGUCAACCGGUACUUCUGGCUGUGUGCGAACUGGCCGAGGCGCAUCGAACAAUACGGGACGAGGCUGGGAGUAGCACGGUGAGCGCACCGUUCGAUAAAAGAAUGAGCUGCCUGGCUUCAGUCAGGGAGCAGCUUCGAAUCAAUGAUUCCAAUCACGCAUCACUUUCGCCCCUGCUGAUCGCAGUUUUUCUACUCUACUUUUUGGACGGUUUUAUUGAGUGUGGCCAUCCAUCUGCCUCAACGGCAAGCCACCACGUGGGGGUCCAAGCGAUCGUUGAUCACCUCGGAGGCUUCACAGCUCUUAUAAAAAUGGGCCAAAAGGAUAUCACGAUGCUACUAUCAGAAUUUGCAUCCACAGACCUGACAAAGGCUCUGCUGGACGACCGAGCUCCUUGCUUUCCGGCUGAAAUCUGGACACAGAUAGAGCACGGGACAGUGUGGUGGGACCAAGAAACAUACAAUGGCACGACACUGGCAUCAGUAUUUCGAAUACUGGCAGAAAUGUCAUUAUAUCGCCAGCAAAUCAAAGGAGAUCCAGAGACGCUCUCAAUGGAAGUGGUGCGCGAUUUUGAGCGGUCUCUACAGCCGUCAUUCCAGAUUCUCAACUUUGACCAUAUUGAAUACCCUAAUACCUACACUGUACAUGAAACUACGCUUGAAUCAAGGAUGCAGGCCGAUUCCUUCACGCGUGCUUUUCAGCAUAGUGCGCUCGUCUACCUAUACCGAGCAAUAUGUGGCCUUCCACCAAGGCAUUGUUUGGUACAACAGCAUGUUCAGUCGUGUGCGGAGUGCAUCAAAAGUAUCUCACCUCUUUCCAAGGCCCAUAACUGUAUAAUAUUUCCAUUAUACAUCGUGGGCGCACAUACUUUCCUACAAGAUCAACAGGCCUUCGUCUUGGAGAGACUUGAUUUUAUAUACAAAUAUUUGCGCUUCAAUGCCGUGCUGUUGGUUCGCGCAUCGUUGGAGGAUUUAUGGAAGUCACCGCGGCAUAAUGGUGAUUGGUGGGAUAUGUUUAGAUCUCUAGGUGAACAUGUGCUUGUGAUCUAG
Molecule: messenger RNA, 1176 nt
Organism: Penicillium robsamsonii
Lineage: Eukaryota; Fungi; Ascomycota; Eurotiomycetes; Eurotiales; Aspergillaceae
Exons: 1
Coding region: 1-1176 (391 amino acids)
Biological process (GO): positive regulation of transcription by RNA polymerase II
Cellular component (GO): nucleus
Molecular function (GO): transcription cis-regulatory region binding; DNA-binding transcription factor activity
Source: RefSeq, a predicted model, not a curated record